Messenger RNA from Mus musculus (house mouse), 7206 nucleotides. It is a transcript of the gene Klhl3, whose product is annotated as kelch-like 3. Gene Ontology annotation, biological process: distal tubule morphogenesis; protein K48-linked ubiquitination; renal sodium ion absorption. Gene Ontology annotation, cellular component: Cul3-RING ubiquitin ligase complex; cytosol; cytoskeleton. The record is from RefSeq and is marked validated. The coding region runs from base 493 to 2256 and encodes 587 amino acids. Lineage: Eukaryota; Metazoa; Chordata; Mammalia; Rodentia; Muridae. Gene Ontology annotation, molecular function: ubiquitin-like ligase-substrate adaptor activity; cullin family protein binding. The transcript is spliced from 15 exons.
AGUUUUUCUCUGUUAGCGUUAGAGAGGAUCCCUCUGAUCCGCUGUAGUGCAGCCUAGGAGGCAGGAGACUGUGGGGUGGGCUAGUCGCUAGGGCUGGGGAUGCCUGAGCAGAUGUGGAAACAGCUGGAAAGGUGGCACAGCCCUUGGGUCGCCGCCGCCGCCGCCGAAGCUGUGGCUGUUUCUAGGAGACAGAGGAGAAGCCAGCCUGCGGGGGAGGGGAAGCGAGUGGGUUGCUGCUUUUAGCAGCUGAAAGGGCUGCAGGGAGCUCUGGGUAAGACAUUUUCUAGCACCGUCGCUUUUGCGGUAGAAGCCUGCCGCGAGUAAGUCAAGAGGAAGGAGGAUUGGGAGGGAGGAGGUCUCAGUUGCAGCCAUGCUGAAUCACGGUUGCUGAUCAGGGUCCCUCACGGGUCUGCUGGGAGAACCCAGCGAGCAGCGCCAGUUCCCGGGUGCAUGCACAGUUUGAUGACUACUAACCCUGCCGGGCCUCCCACAAUGGAGGGCGAAAGUGUCAAGCCGAGCCCUCAGCCCACGGCGCAGGCUGAGGAUGAAGAGAAGAACCGGAGGACUGUAACCGUCAACGCUGCCCACAUGGGGAAGGCCUUCAAGGUCAUGAAUGAGCUGCGAAGUAAGCGGCUGCUGUGUGACGUGAUGAUCGUGGCUGAAGACGUGGAAGUAGAAGCUCACCGUGUGGUCCUGGCAGCCUGCAGCCCUUACUUCUGUGCAAUGUUCACAGGUGACAUGUCUGAGAGCAAGGCCAAGAAGAUCGAAAUCAAGGACGUGGACGGACAGACUCUCAGCAAGCUCAUCGACUACAUCUACACCGCAGAGAUCGAGGUGACAGAAGAGAACGUGCAGGUGCUGCUUCCAGCAGCCAGCUUGCUGCAGCUCAUGGAUGUGCGACAGAACUGCUGUGAUUUCCUGCAGUCUCAGCUGCAUCCCACCAACUGCCUGGGCAUCCGAGCUUUUGCAGAUGUGCACACGUGCACCGACCUCCUGCAGCAGGCGAACGCCUAUGCAGAGCAGCACUUCCCAGAGGUGAUGCUGGGGGAAGAGUUUCUGAGCUUAAGUCUGGACCAGGUGUGCAGCUUGAUAUCCAGCGACAAGCUGACGGUCUCCUCAGAAGAGAAGGUGUUCGAAGCUGUGAUUUCAUGGAUCAAUUACGAGAAGGAGACUCGCCUAGACCACAUGGCAAAGCUGAUGGAGCACGUCCGGCUCCCUCUGUUACCGAGAGAUUACCUGGUCCAGACAGUUGAGGAGGAAGCUUUGAUCAAGAACAACAACACCUGUAAGGACUUCCUCAUCGAAGCCAUGAAGUACCACCUCCUGCCUCUUGACCAGAGGCUCUUGAUCAAGAACCCCAGGACCAAGCCCCGGACUCCAGUCAGCCUGCCCAAGGUCAUGAUUGUGGUUGGUGGCCAGGCACCCAAGGCGAUCCGCAGCGUGGAGUGCUAUGACUUCGAGGAGGGCCGCUGGGACCAGAUAGCCGAGCUUCCCUCCAGAAGAUGCAGAGCAGGUGUGGUGUUCAUGGCAGGCCACGUGUAUGCCGUGGGUGGCUUUAACGGCUCUCUGCGGGUCCGGACAGUGGAUGUGUACGAUGGAGUGAAGGACCAGUGGACGUCCAUUGCCAGCAUGCAGGAGCGCCGGAGCACCCUGGGUGCGGCCGUGCUCAAUGACCUUCUCUACGCAGUCGGAGGCUUCGACGGCAGUACCGGCCUGGCAUCCGUAGAAGCCUACAGCUACAAGACCAAUGAGUGGUUCUUCGUGGCCCCUAUGAACACACGGCGGAGCAGCGUGGGAGUGGGUGUUGUGGAGGGGAAGCUGUAUGCCGUCGGGGGUUACGAUGGUGCUUCCAGGCAGUGCCUGAGCACCGUGGAGCAGUACAACCCAGCCACCAACGAGUGGAUAUACGUGGCAGACAUGAGCACCCGACGCAGUGGCGCUGGGGUUGGGGUGCUCAGCGGACAGCUGUAUGCCACCGGGGGACAUGACGGACCCUUGGUGAGGAAGAGUGUUGAAGUUUACGAUCCUGGGACAAACACUUGGAAGCAGGUGGCAGACAUGAACAUGUGCCGGCGCAACGCAGGGGUCUGUGCGGUGAAUGGGCUACUGUACGUAGUUGGAGGGGACGACGGAUCGUGCAAUCUGGCUUCAGUAGAGUACUACAACCCAGUCACAGACAAGUGGACACUGCUGCCCACCAACAUGAGCACUGGGAGGAGCUAUGCAGGUGUUGCUGUGAUUCACAAAUCCCUGUGACCCAAACUCCCUCAGCCAGGAGGUAGGGGAAGAAGCUGCAGGCCACUGCCCGUGGCAACAGGACCACAGCAAGUGAGGAGAGGAGCUGGGAGGCUCUGCCGUGGUUCGACAACCACCCUCAUUGUCUCAGCAGACCAACCUCCUUCUUCUUCAUGUGGACACUGAUGACCCACUUCUUAUUGCUCCAAGGUGCUUUGGAUUCUGUCCUAAACAGUUGAGUUCCUGACAGCCCCAGCAGCACCCUAGGGCAUGCACAUUUGGGAACACUUUGUGUGUGUGUGUGUGUGUGUGUGUGUGUGAAACAUUUCAUUCAGUGGGGGCUGGACCUGUGUGAGUGUCUACUGGAUUUCUUUACUACUGAUCUUUUUACUAUGCUAAAACUCCUACAAACAACUUUUUGGACUCGUACAAUGGGCCCUAGAUGACUACAGAUGCUGUCUUCUGGAGGUCCAGAGAGAACUAGCCAAAAGCAGCACUCCGACCACGUCUGGGACCAUGACUUGACUACUGCGGUUGUGUGGAAGAGCAGGGGCUUCCUCAAAGCUGCUCCACGGCCUCUCCCUGGGCCGCUGCCUCCUCCUUGACUGGACUCUAGGAGGCGGAUGAGAACUGUUUUGCCUUCAUAGUUUGACCUGAUGUCAUGAAUUCCAGAUUUGGAAGAUUUUUUUCCCUUCUCAGCAGGGAAAACAAACUCUUCAGAUAAGCCCCAGGAAAAAACACUGGAGAGAAACAGAUAAGAAAAGGAAGCAAGCAAGCAAAAGAAGAAAGUGAUGGGGCUAGAGAGAUGACUCAGUGGUGAAGAGCACCGACUGCUCUUGCAGAGGUCCUGAGUUCAAGUCCCAGCAGCCACAUGGUGGCUCACAACCAUCUGUAAUGGGAUCCGAUGCCCUCUUCUGGUGUGUCUGAAGACAUCUGCAGUGUACCCGUGUACAUUAAAUAAAUGAAUGAAUAAAUACAUCUUUAAAAAAAGCAAGGAAGAAUGAGAGCAAGCAAAGACAGACAGACAGAAGACACCAAAGCAACAUGGAUUCAGCAUCUACCCACAGCGGCCUCAGAGUGGGACCCUGCUUUCGAUUGUUCUCAGGGCACCUACUUAAUUUAUCAUAGCGUAUUAUGCAGGCCUACUUAUCCACGGUGUCAGAGGAUAAGUGAAAGGUCACCCUGCCACUCGACCCAGAGAUAGGUUUGCCCAUAGGUCAGGAGUGGCCAUAUAUAACUCAGAAGGACAUGAUUGGCUUCUAAGAAACACACUGGCUGUUCUGGCCGUUGGCACUUUGUGAGGACGGUCAGGGAUGCUUGUAUCCAUGUCUUCCCUCUGUCCUGCUUCCCUCCUAGUCCAGGGUCUGUAUCUUCUCCCCAGCCUCCGAAACACCCCCUUUUAACUUUCCCUUUGGGAAAGAAAAUGGUAGUGGACCCUGGACUGGAGAGCUUCUUCGAAGACGCUUGUAUUUCUAAAAAUGAAAGCACCUCAGGAAAGCUCUGCUCAGCCACAGAUCAAGACUAUUAAAAAACGUAACUUCAAGCAUGCGGGGUGGUGGUUGGAAGUGUUUAGAAGCAAGCACAUUUAGGGCUGGGGGGUGGGGUGGGGUGUGCUUACUUUAGGCGCAUGAGUUUGAUCUCUAGCACUGACAUUAAAAAAAAAUUCUGGGUACAGCCUCAUACGCCCAUCUUAAAGCUGGGAAGGCAGACACUGGGAGAUACCUGAGGCUUUGUGGGGACAGCCAUCCUAGGCUAACCAGAAAGUCUCAGUCUCCAGCCUCAGGGAGAGACUUGCAAAACAAACUGUGUGGAUCCUGCAGACCAACAUUAAAGGUUGACCUUUGGCCUCUACACAUACUUAUCCCCCCCCCCCCCCGCGACCCCCAACCCACAAACCUCAGCACUAAACUCUUCUUAAGCUAACAAAUUGUUUGUAUUGGAAUCUCUGCCCUGGGAGGGGAGAACAGCCUCAUAGGCAGGAGUCGGAGUUUCAGCUUCCCCUGACGUCAGAGGGGGGCGCCCCCUGUCCGACAUCUCUGCCUUUGGAAGCGUCUCCCCAGCUAGGCAGCCACUGAGUAUUUACUGAGCACCCCUCCAUGAGGGUGAACCUCUCUAAUGUUACGCAGGAGUUAGGAACCACCACAUCUAGAUGGCUCACAGCCUUAGGAAGGAGCUAGCAUAGCCAGCUUUGGGGGACCCAGAAGAAAGGUCUCCCAAGGGAGGGAUGCAAACAUUUUCUUGGCUGCUGCUCUGGUUCCCAGCUGUGAGCAGGGGCGGGGGGGGGGGGGGGGGGGAGCCACUUGUGAAGCCCAGCCUUCACUAGAAAGCUCUACCACUGAGUGCGUUCCCCACGCCCUCCCUCCCUUUCCAGGCAAGUCUGGGGACUUGUUUGAGGUGUGAGCUGUGAAGGUAAGGCUGGGGAUCAGAGCCUAGUGAGCUAUUUGCAUAAGCACCCUAUUUCAGGUGAAAGGUAAACCCACCCUCUCCCACUCCCACCAAGAACCCAGACUUUUAUACUUAGGGGUCAUGAUAAACCUUCCUGAAGAGAACCCCUCCUUCCGAGGAAGCUGGCCAGCCCCGGUUUCUGCUGGAGUUUUUGCUGUGGGUUCCACUUUGUGCCUCCCUCCCUGUGAAGCGCUGGCUCUGCAGGCAGAGCUGCUGAGGGCUUCACUCAUUUCACACUCGUGUGUCCUUUUUGUGUGGGGACUAGAACACUGGUACGUCGUCACCAAAAGAGCCAGCCUGCCCUAGCUGCCCACAGAUGCCACCCUCCCCCAAGACCUGUGUUGCUGCAUCAUCAGGUAGAAGUCUCGCCAUCACGGAUACCUCAGACCCACUUUCAAGUCUCUGCUAGUCUAGCGCGCGCCCUAGGCGGAGCCUUCCCACCCCUCACCUGGCAGAGCAGACACUAGCCACCACUAGUGAACACUAGCGAAUACAGCCCUGCCAAGGGGCACAUCUGAAACCUAACGAAAGUGACAAAAUGGAAUUGAGACCCAAGGUUAAACCAAGGUUAGAAGCAGAUUAGACACCACUCGGAUGCUGAUUCGGACAGCGGAAGUCAGCUUCUGAACUCCAAAGUCAUUUCUUCUAAGUACCCAACAGCAUCACCAUCCCAAAAGAGAAAAAAAAAAGGCAGUAUUAUGCAAAUGAAGUGACCUCAUUUUUCUGCUAUGCAAUAAGAAUUCUUAAUUGUAUCUCAUGACAAGCCAGUUGUAAUAUCCCCUCAGCAGAAUUUUUUUUUGAGCUGUUACACUUUGAUAUCUGUUGUGUAAUGUUUGUAUAUCUCUGAGCCAGAUCCUUUCAAAGAUUGCCUUUUUUUUUUUUUUUUUUUUUUUUUUUUUGUAAAAUUGAAGCUAUAGCUUUCAGGCUACAGUUUUAAUGUAGAUAUUCUUAUAGGUAGUUUUCCAGGACAUUCGAAUCGCUUUCUAUCGUCCAUGACAAUGAAAUGCUGUUCUGUGUGUCGCUCACCCCUAGCAGUGUGCGCCUGGAGCUGUCCUGCCUUUGUCUUUCUCCCUGUCUCUCUCUGUCUCUCUGUCUGUCUGUCUCUCUGUCUGUCUCUGUCUCUCUCUGUCUCUCUGUCUCUGUCUCUGUCUCUCUCUCUGUCUCUCUCUCUCUGUCUCUCUCUCUCUCUCUCUUCUGUCUGUCGCAGAACCCUUCUGAGCUCCGGGCCCUCAGUGGUCUAGGAAGGUGACUGACUUCCAAGACGCCCGUCGCGGGGCUUCCUUUCUUAGUUCCCAGGGACUUACGUUAAGUGUGACUCAGUGCGUACUAUGUCUCUCAUCUCUGUGUGCUCAUGGAUCUGUUUUCUGCAGGGCUGGGUUGGCCCACGCGGCAAUGGUUCUUACUGCCCGGCCCUCAGGCCCACACUCCCUAGGUGGCCUGGAUCCUGCAGACCUUGCCCAUUCUCCAGUGUCUCCUUGCUUUUGGAGGUUUUUAGUAUUCAGGGCCUCCUUGACUGGGUCCUGUUUCUUUGGGAAGCUUGCGUUCCCAUCACUUCGGAUGAGCCGUUCUUUGGGAGGGUGGUUGGUCCUGACUCGUGGGAAGAAUGCGCUAAGCAGAUUUUUCAUUCGAUUUUUUUUCUUUCUUUCUUGAGCUGUCUUCAUUCCAGGUUCUGUUUUGUGUAUUUAUCAUCUGCCGCAGGCCUCUUGUUUCUCUUUUUAAAUCUUAACUUAUUAUUUUGGGGACAGGUGCCAUUUAAACCGCCUCCAUGCCUCUUCCUGCUUGACCUGGGCUGGAUCAAGUUGGGAGGCUGAGUAAACCCAUUAAGUUGGACCAGAGCAUCCAAGGCUCUGAUGAAUGGAAGCAAGGAGAUCAGAGUGCUUUUUGUAGGCUGUGUGUGUGUGUGCUACUUAAGCCCCUUGUGUUCAGCUGCACUGUUAUCUACGGAGCAAGCAGAAAAUCCAGCAGCACUUCCGACAUAUGGGGACAGGAGAGGCUACUCGGUGUGGGUAAUCCAGCCCUCGAGGCCCUGUGCAGCCUUUACUGUGGGACUCAGAGACUCCGGGCUGUAGCAGCAGCCGAAGCAGGAACGCACGGGGCUGCGGCAUCUGCAGGAAUAAAUUGUUCUUGUGCUGUUUUUGCCUUCAGUUAUAAGAUUGUAAAUUAUUUGCCCCCCACUUUGGUGGUAAUAAAGGACCCUUGUUGGACUUCUUGUUUAAUUUGUAUAUGAUGUGUAAAAUAUCUUCUUUGAAAGAAAACCCAAGGCAUGGAACGAGAAUCUCUCUGUGAAUAUUCUGGCUCUCUGCUGGAUAUGGGCCGUCAGACUGGACACAGGCACGGGUAAAGUCCUUGAUCUGGUAUUUUCUGCGUGGAUGUUAGGGACCAUACACCAUGGAAAAGAACACUUGCCACAUGAACAAUACAAUAAAAGCCGAGAAACAUUCCCCCAAAUGUAUUAUUUUUAUAGCAGUCCAUUCCAGCUCUCCACACUGUACAUGGCGUUUUAAUAAAAGCCGAACUGUGCAAACA